Molecule: messenger RNA, 2238 nt
Organism: Rotaria socialis
Lineage: Eukaryota; Metazoa; Rotifera; Eurotatoria; Philodinida; Philodinidae
Source: the annotation of a GenBank genome assembly
AUGUUCCCAUUUAUCAUUAAUCGUUUUACUCUUCAAUCAGGUUUAGUAAAAUCUGUAUUAGAAGUUACUAAUCAACCCCGUGAAACAACUGAUGAUAUUGUAGCUUCUUUACGUGAUGUAUUAAAAAUGAAUGGUAUUGAUAUUCAAUAUAUAACACCUAUUGGUGCUGAUAAUACUAAUACAAAUUUCGGCCACAAUCAUUCUGUAUUUAGUUUAAUAAAAUCUGAAGUUUCAAAUUUGUUCAAAGGCAACUGCUAUUGUCAUAUCCUUAACAGCUCAGUGAAAAUUUCUCAUCACCUGUUAUUAGUUGAUAUUGAAUCAAGUUUAUCUCAGCUGUAUUGUCAUUUUAGUUCAUCAUCUAAAAGAGUUGCAGAACUAAAAGAAUAUUUUGAAUUUGUUGAAGAAGAUUAUCUGUGUUUAUUACAACAUAUAGAAAUUCGUUGGCUUACUUUAUAUAUAUCAAUUGCACGUCUAUUAAAAGUAUAUAAUCCAUCAUCUGCUUAUUUUUUAAAUAUGGAUAUUGAGGAUGAAGCAAAGUUUUUGUUUGAUAUUCAAACAAAGAAUUUGGAACUUCAACGAUAUGGCACUUCAAUUGCCGAUUUGCAUCGGAUUAUUACGAGUUUACUUAAAAAAUUGAAUGAUCGAUUAGAACAAAAGUAUUUUGGACAACAAACAAGAAUAUUACUAAAUGCAAUGCCUGAAGAUGUACACGAGAAAUUGAUUUCUUCAUUUGUAAAAUAUUUGGGAAGUAUCAUUCAAUACAUACACAAGUAUUAUGAUGAACAUUCAUUAUUAGCUGAAUCAGUAGCUAUUUUUGGAAUAACUGAAAUCGAUCAAAUAAAAUUCGAUCAAAUUGCAAAGUGUGUUGCUAUUCUUAAUCUUGCAGUUGAUCAUGACAAAUUAUUCGAGGAAAUUAUUAGUUUACAAAAUACAUAUAAAGAAGUUAAUUCUUAUCGUGAAUCAUUAUUUGUUCAAAUUGAAAAAUAUGUUGGUGGUCAUGAAAUCAAAAAACAAAUGGUUAAUGAAGUAUUUGAAGAAUUAGAUGAUGAAGAACUUGUUAACAAAAUACUAACACAAGCACAAAAUCAUCAAGAUAGUUGUCAUAAAAUUCGACCUGAUCAACUUUGGACGUUCUUAAUUAUCAAAAUAACAACACAUUGUGAUGAAACGACAAAGCUGAUUUCUUACGUCUAUUCGAUUUCAUGUUCUAAUGCAUUUACCGAAGACGUUUUUAGUCAUAUGAAACAUUUAUGGACAAAUAGUCGAAAUUCAAUGUUAAGUGAAACUGUAGCUGCUGAAUUAAAAAUACGAUUGAAUUUUCUACUCAAUAUUCCAUCGGAUGCACGAUGGGACCAGAAAGGAAUAACUGUUGCUGGAGGCCAUGGACGAGGUAGUGCCACCAACCAACUAUCAUAUCCUUAUGGCCUGUUUAUUGACGAUGAUGAUGAAGCAAUGAUCAUCACUGACUACAGCAAUCAUCGCAUCGUUAAGUGGAAGAUUGGUGAGAAAAGUGGACACAUAGUUGCUGGUGGCAGUGGUCAAGGAGAUCGGCUGUAUCAACUGAGCUAUCCAACCGAUGCGUUAGUCGAUAAAAACACGGAUAGCCUCAUUAUUUGUGAUCAAGGAAAUAAGCGAGUAUUGCAAUGGUCUCUAUCCCGUGGUACAACUCUCGGAACAAUCCUGAAGGACGAUAUCCAUUGUUAUGGAUUGGCUACGGAUUAUCAGAGAUAUCUUUACAUCUCUGACGAAAUACGAGAUGAAGUAAGACGAUACAGAAUAGGAGAAAAGAGUGGAAUUCUUGUUGCUGGUGGUGGUUUUGGCGAAGGCCAUGGUCUCAAACAACUCAACUGUCCGACCUACCUUUUUGUCGAUCAACAUCAGACUGUCUACGUGUCGGAUAGUCUGAAUCAUCGUGUAAUGAAAUGGCAUGCCGGUGCAAAAGAGGGAAGCAGCGUUGCGGGUGGUCAAAAUGUGAGUAAUGCUCGGGCAGAAUUGUGGGAUCCAAAAGGAGUGUUCGUCGAUGCGUCGGGCAUCGUCUACAUAGCAGACGUCUAUAAUCACCGAGUGGUUCGUUGGCCUCAAGGAGCGAAGCAGGGCACUGUUAUUGUUGGCGGAAAUUAUGUAGGAGCAAGAGAAAAUCAGUUUAACGAGCUCAGAGAUUUGUCUUUCGAUCGGCAUGGAAAUCUCUAUACCGUUGAUCAUCGGAAUCAUCGUAUUCAACGAUUUUCUUUGAAAUAA